AUGGAGUAUCUUCAGAACACCACAAGCCCAAACGUCUGUCUGUCCGGAGGUGCUGACGGCGCCGACUUGGAAUGGGGCUAUUGUGCUGCAUCUAUGGGACAUCAAGUCAUACAUUGGAGUUUUCCUGAUCACUCAAGCCGCGCUUCAGAAGACCAACUGGUACGACUUGAUGAUGAAGAGCUCAAGAUAGCCGAUAGAGCCAUUGAAAAUGCGGCCGAGGCUCUCGGGAAAACCCCACCACGGCGACCGACAGUCUCUCGCUUGCUGCGCCGAAAUUACUACCAAGUGGCUUGGAGCGAAGCAUGCUACGCCGUCACUUUCUUUUCAGAGACUGGGGGUCACGCUCAACCUCCUGGAGGAACGGUAUGGGCAACGACUAUGUUUUCGCAGUUACAUCCAGACAGCCACGCCCUCUAUGUUUUUGACCAAAUCAAAGAUGUUUGGUUGCAGUGGCAAGGCGAAUGGGUUGUCAUUGAAACGCCACCUCGUCCCUCAGGUGUCUGGGCUGGUAUUGGCGCUCGCACUCUUCAGCAAAACGGAAAAGAUGCUAUUCGGAAGUUGAUGUGUUGCACAACAGAUCAGAUAUAA
This is a messenger RNA of Fusarium pseudograminearum CS3096, 588 nucleotides long. RefSeq lists its product as uncharacterized. Bases 1 to 588 code for a protein of 195 amino acids. The record is from RefSeq and is a predicted model, not a curated record. The transcript has a single exon. NCBI's taxonomy places the organism in Eukaryota, Fungi, Ascomycota, Sordariomycetes, Hypocreales, Nectriaceae.